Archocentrus centrarchus (flier cichlid) is the source of this 3516-nucleotide messenger RNA. It is a transcript of the gene ntrk1, whose product is annotated as neurotrophic tyrosine kinase, receptor, type 1. Gene Ontology annotation, molecular function: neurotrophin receptor activity; transmembrane receptor protein tyrosine kinase activity; neurotrophin binding. The transcript is spliced from 17 exons. The coding region runs from base 38 to 2431 and encodes 797 amino acids. The record is from RefSeq and is a predicted model, not a curated record. Gene Ontology annotation, cellular component: signaling receptor complex; axon; plasma membrane. NCBI's taxonomy places the organism in Eukaryota, Metazoa, Chordata, Actinopteri, Cichliformes, Cichlidae. Gene Ontology annotation, biological process: nerve growth factor signaling pathway; protein phosphorylation; positive regulation of phosphatidylinositol 3-kinase/protein kinase B signal transduction.
AAGCCUACUGGUUCUGCUGAGGAAAUCCUUCUUUGAGAUGGCACCUCGGGCCCUGGUACUCCUCCUGCCCUUGGUGCUCACCCUUCUGAGCCCGGUGCCAGCGCCGACUCUGGGCGGAUGCCCAUCGGCUUGCCGGUGCCAUUUAACCAUGGUGCAGUGCCUGGAACCUAACGGCAUAACCAGCAUCCCACCGCUGGCUUCACAGGAGAGCGAGAAUGUGACAGAGAUUUACAUAGAAAACCAAGCCAACCUGGAGAAUAUAACAGAGGUUGACCUUACCUUCUACAGAGAGCUAAAAAACCUCACGGUCACAUUUUGCAGGCUGAGCUUCAUCUCUGCCUACGCCUUCCAGAACAACCCCAAGCUUCAGUAUGUAAACUUGGCAUCAAACUCUCUGGAGCACAUCGGCUGGAGGGUGUUUCAUUUUCUACCUCUGCUUAACCUCGUUUUGAGAGACAACCCUCUCGUUUGCUCGUGCGAGCUCUUCUGGCUGCAGCAGUGGCAGUUUGACGAACGCGGCGACCUCGAGAACCAAAUGCUGUUAUGUUCGUCCAACAGCGAGAAAAUACCCCUCAGCAGUUUGGUGUUAGAUAAUUGCAGUCUGCCUGAGGUGAAUAUUAUCUCCUCACAGGAUAAGAUUCUGGAAGGAGGCAACCUCACAUUCGCGUGUCAGGUGACAGGAAGUCCCACUCCCAGCGUGAGAUGGCAAACUGAAGCCCUCGACUCUCACUUCUUUACCGAGAAGAGAAUCUGGGGCUCUACACUGGAGCUGGUCCUUUACCUCACCAACGUUUCCUCCAAGGACAACCUACACAACCUGACUUGUGAGGCCGAGAACCAAGCUGGGCCAGGGGAGAGGAUGGUGCAAUUGGACAUUGAGUUCCCAGUCAGAAUAAUCUUCCUGAAAGAUGCCGUGCCGCAGCACCACUGGUGUUUUCCCUUUGCUGUGGAUGGCAACCCUGAGCCAAACAUCACCUGGCUGUACAAUGGCAAAAAAUUGGAUGAGACCAUCUACAUCUACACGCACCCCAUCGUGGAUUCGGGCGAUGGAUCGGUGAAGCACGGUUGCCUCUUCCUUGACAAGCCGACCCACAUCAACAAUGGCAACUACACCCUGAUCGCGGAGAACAAGCUGGGAAGAGAUGAGGCCACCGCUGUUGGGAAGUUUAUGGAAAACCCCUUUGACAAUCCAGAGGGGAUAAUUCCGGUCUUCUCGGAUCAGAGUCCUACAAACAAGUCAGACAUGGAUGUCACAGACAACCCGGAGAGUCAAAUGUAUUUGGUGUAUGUGGCCGCGGGUCUCGGCGUGCUUGCUUGCAGUCUUCUGCUCAUCAUGGUUUUGGUCAUCUACAGAUGUGGCCAGCACUCCAAGUUUGGUAUUCACCGAUCAUCAGUUCUGGGUAAAGAGGACGACCUGGCCGUGUCACUGCGCUUCAUGAACUUUGGCAGCAGCCCGCCUUCCUCAGAUGAAGACUCUGGUUUGUCCAGCUUCGUAGAGAAUCCGCAGUACUUCUGCAGCAUCAUCAAAGACAAAGACAUGUGUGUGCAGCAUAUUAAAAGGCAGGAUAUUGUUUUGAAGUGGGAGCUGGGUGAAGGAGCGUUUGGCAAAGUCUACCUGGCAGAGUGUGCGAACCUUAGCCCCGACAAUGACAGGAUGCUCGUAGCCAUCAAGACUCUGAAGGAUGCAAACGAGUCCACCCGGCAGGACUUCCAGCGGGAGGCGGAGCUGCUGACGGUGCUUCAGCACCAGCACAUCGUGCGGUUCUACGGUGUCUGCACAGACGGCGAGCCGCUGGCCAUGGUGUUCGAAUACAUGAGGCACGGAGACCUGAACCGCUUUCUUCGAGCUCACGGCCCUGAUGCUCACAUCCUGGAGGAGUCCAAGAUGCCCCCGCUGGGAGAGCUCACUUUGCCUCAGAUGCUGCACAUUGCAGCCCAGAUCGCCUCAGGCAUGGUCUACCUGGCGUCGCUGCACUUCGUCCACCGUGACCUGGCAACUCGCAACUGCCUGGUCGGGGAGGGUCUGGUGGUCAAAAUCGGAGACUUCGGCAUGUCCCGAGACAUCUACAGCACAGAUUACUAUCGGGUGGGCGGACGUACAAUGCUGCCAAUCCGCUGGAUGCCCCCCGAGAGCAUCAUGUACAGGAAGUUCACCACGGAGAGUGACAUCUGGAGCUUUGGCGUGGUCCUCUGGGAGAUCUUCACGUAUGGGAAACAGCCGUGGUAUCAGCUGUCCAACAGUGAGGCCAUUGAAUGCAUCACGCAGGGACGGGAACUGGAGAGACCACGCACCUGCCCGAAGGAGGUCUACCUGCUGAUGCAGGGCUGCUGGCAGAGAGAGCCCCAGCAGAGGAUGGUCAUGAAGGACAUCCACAGCCGCCUGCUGACCCUGGUCAAGAACCCCCCGGUUUACCUGGAUAUCCUGGGCUAGGGGGGCCGACCAGGGAGCAGAGCAGAGGCUGGGGAGGUGGGGUUUCUGGUUUGAGAUUUAAAACUUUACUCUGUUACUCUAAUAAGACCUAAUUACUCCAACAAGUUCUCUUUGGUUUCAGCUUAAAUUCAGCCUUUUCUUCCGUGGAUUAAAAAACAGUUAUGCACGAAUGAAUUCAUUUUCCAGCUGUGAUGCUUCACGGGCGGUAAAGUCUGCUUCGAGCUUCUGCGCUGCAACUUUUGCCUCAUUCCAGCUCGACUUUGACCCCCGUUUACCGCCCCGUCCUUUUCCUGGAAACCUGUCAAAUGUUUACCAAAGAGUUUGAUGUUUAUCUGAGCUGGGAUCAGCCUGAUGGAGGCGCGUGCGCGGCGGGUUUGUCAGCUGAUCUGCGGCGCGUUUGUGUUGAAUUAGAAAAAAGUGAAAACUCCUUUUACAGAUUUGAGUACAGCAGAUAGUCAUUUGUACAGUACAGUCACUGAUUUUGGAUACGUUUUGAUAAUAGAGGGUUAUUAAAAAAGAAGCUUUCAUUAAUGUACAUAAUUCGGUCACAGCAGGAGCUCGUUUCUCUCGUGUCAGAUUCAGUGUAUCAUACGAAUAUUUUUCAAAAAGAAGAUGUUAGUGAAAAUGUUUCCUGGUAUAAUAACUACUGUGUUUACAUUUAAUUACUGUCAAAUAUGAACUUCCAAAGAGUGACCUUUGACCUGCGGCCUGCUCACCCAGGAGUGGAUUUUGUACAAUCGUACCCACGUUUAACACGCUGCUGUAACCGCCUUCAGGAUCGGAGCACUGCAGUGAAAUUCGGUAAGGGGAGAAAGAUGGUGGGGAGGCGACACCACCCUGAGAGGCAACAGAUGGGUUAACUGAGACUCCAGGAGGAGGAGGAGGAGGAAGAGGAGGAGGAGGAGGACAGAUGGCACUGAAACUGACACUGGAGGUGAAUCUGCCACCGUAAAAGUUUGAACUGAACCAAAUGGGGCUUUUAGAGGGUGAAAGACGUGUUGUGUAAACCACUGCGAUGCCUUUACUGAAUGUAAAUACUCUGUAUUAAUGUCUAAAAAAUAUAUAUAUCUCCAUGUAUUGUUACU